This is a messenger RNA of Pyrus x bretschneideri (Chinese white pear), 3909 nucleotides long. Its product is annotated as E3 ubiquitin-protein ligase UPL6-like. Gene Ontology annotation, biological process: ubiquitin-dependent protein catabolic process; protein polyubiquitination. The record is from RefSeq and is a predicted model, not a curated record. Bases 311 to 3412 code for a protein of 1033 amino acids. Gene Ontology annotation, molecular function: ubiquitin protein ligase activity. The transcript is spliced from 26 exons. NCBI's taxonomy places the organism in Eukaryota, Viridiplantae, Streptophyta, Magnoliopsida, Rosales, Rosaceae.
ACGUCUCCAUCCUCCAGUAAGUCCAGCCGAGAAAAUCCAAUAAGAAAAUAGCGAGAGAAAAUACACGCACAGUCUCUCCAUUUCGCUCCUAAUUUUCUCGAUAACCAAACGCAAAUUCCUCCCUUUCCCCACGAUUACACCCGCCAAUCCCCUCUCUUUAUCCAAGUUUCUCCGAUUCUACUUCCACUCAAUCCAUCCGCUCAAACAUUCACAAGCUCUGAAACCAGCCUUCUGAAGCGUUAAACCGAGCAACACAACCAAUCCCCGUCGCCUGGGAUUGGAUUGGAACUGACGGACUCGACGCGGAAGGAUGUUCUUCUCGGGCGAUUCAUCGACUCGGAAGCGAGUUGAUUUGGGAGGGCGGAGUACGAAGGAAAGGGACAGGCAGAAGCUUUUGGAGCAGACAAGGUUGGAACGCAUCCGCCGGUCGUGGAUACGGCAGCAGAACUUCGCCGCGUUGAAAAUCCAGAAAUGCUUUAGAGGUAGGAAGGUGGCAGCGGCUGAACAUUCUAAGGUGCGUGAGCAGUUCUAUGUAAGAUAUGGGAGGCAUUGCCAGAAUGUGGACAGAUUUAGUUUUGGUCCCGAUUCAGAGUUUCUCCGCCAGUUACUUUUCUUCUUUGAUGCUCGAAGCGUUGGUGAUUUUUCUAUCCUUGUGGAGACGUGCCGGUUGCUUCAUCAAUUUGUCAGAGAGACAGGGGAUAUUAUGAGCCUCGUUGCAGGCAUGGAUUAUUUGUCCAAGCAUGCUUUGGUGAAACACAGAGUGAAGCAACUUGCAUAUAUCUGUUUGAAGGCUGUUCAUCAAAACAGAAAUCAGUUGAAGGAUCAACUUUUUGCAGCCCCUGAGGAGGCCACCACGUCAACAACUCUACUGUUAGAAGCAUUAGUUUUAUUGAUAGAUCCCAAGCUUCCAUGGGCUUGUGAGACAGUUGGCUAUCUUUUGCAGAGAAAGGCUUUUAUCCUGUAUAGAGAGAUUAUUUUAACAGGAAAGGAAAGUAUAAAGACUCAUAAUUACAUUGGCAGAGUGUCAUCGUUGGAGCGUAGUCUUGCUGUUGUAAUUUCUCACAUUGGUCAGGAGCCAUGUACGUGCCCAAACAUCGAUCCACAUUGGAGUUUUUCAUCUCAAAUUCUUACAGUUCCAUUUGUAUGGAAGCUAUUCCCCUACUUAGGAGAGGUUUUUGCAAGACGAGGGCUGAGCCAGCAUUACAUUAAUCAGAUGUCACUCUUUGUGAAAAAUCAUGCUGAUGUACUUCCGAAAGAUGCAUCAGUUGAGUUACCCGGUUAUGCAUGCCUUAUUGGAAAUGUAUUGGAAUCUUCCGGGGUCGCUCUGUCUCAGACUGAUUGCUCAUUUCAAAUGGCUUUAGACCUUGCUGGCAUCGCAACAUUCUUGUUGGAGGCCCUUCCUUCAAUGAAAUCAUCAAAUAGAGAAAGCAAAGAAGAUUCUACGGGUGAUGAUGAUAUGAUUGAAGGAGAUGAUGCAAUGGAAGUUUGUUUGAAUAAUGAUUUAGAACGACAGAUAUGUGAUGCCAUAGAUCUGCGCUUUCUUCUGCAAUUAACAAAUGUUUUGUUUGGAGGGAUUUCACUUUCCAGUGGCUUCCACCAGAGACCGGAUGAUAAAGAGGUGUCAGCUGUUGGUGCGGCUUGUGCUUUUCUACAUGUUACUUUAAACACCUUACCUCUGGAGAGAAUCAUGACUAUACUGGCUUAUAGAACGGAACUUGUUCCGGUGCUUUGGAAUUUUAUGAAACGGUGCCACGAAAACCAGAAAUGGCAGUCAGUAUCUGAGCAGUUGGCAUAUCUGCUGCCCGGAGAUGCACCUGGCUGGCUAUUACCUUUGGCUGUAUUCUGUCCUGUGUACAAGCACAUGCUUACAGUAGUUGAUAAUGAGGAGUUCUAUGAGCAGGAGAAGCCACUAUCAUUGAAGGAUAUCAGAUACCUAGUUAUCAUACUCAGACAGGCCCUUUGGCAACUGCUUUGGGUGAAUCCUAUGGCUCCCAGUAAUUCUUCAAAACCUGUCACAACCACCUCUUCUAAGAAGCACCCUGUGGAGUUAAUUCAACAUAGAGUUAGCAUUGUAGCUUCUGAACUCCUUUCCCAGUUGCAAGAUUGGAACAAUAGACGAGAAUUCACAUCCCCCAGUGACUUUCAUGCUGAUGGUGUUAAUGAGUUCUUUAUUACACAGGCCGUAAUAGAAAAUACCCGAGCAAAUGACAUCAUGAAGCAAGCUCCCUUCCUGGUACCAUUCACAAGCAGAGUUAAAAUAUUCACUUCACAAUUGGCAGCAGCUAGACAAAGACAUGAGUCUAAUUCUGUAUUUACCAGAAACCGAUUCAGAAUACGGCGGGAUCAUAUCUUGGAAGAUGCUUAUGACCAAAUGAGUGCGCUGUCUGAAGAUGAUCUUCGGGGACCGAUUCGUGUAACGUUUGUAAAUGAAUUUGGGGUUGAGGAGGCUGGAAUUGAUGGUGGCGGGAUUUUCAAAGACUUUAUGGAGAACAUAACUCGAGCAGCCUUUGAUGUUCAGUAUGGAUUGUUUAAGGAAACAUCCGAUCAUUUACUCUACCCUAGUCCUGGUUCAGGAAUGAUUCACGAACAGCAUCUCCAAUUCUUUCACUUUCUUGGGAUUCUUCUUGCAAAGGCCAUGUUCGAGGGGAUUCUUGUUGAUAUACCAUUUGCAACGUUUUUUCUGAGCAAAUUAAAACAAAAGUACAACUAUUUAAAUGAUUUGCCUUCAUUGGACCCAGAGUUGUACCGUCACCUUAUUUUCUUGAAGCGUUAUAAAGGUGAUAUAUCAGAAUUAGAAUUGUACUUUGUCAUUGUAAAUAAUGAAUAUGGAGAGCAAACAGAAGAGGAGCUGCUUCCCGGGGGAAAAGACCUACGUGUCACUAAUGAGAAUGUCAUUACCUUUAUUCAUUUUGUUGCCAACCAUCGUUUGAACUUUCAGAUACAUCAUCAAAGUUCACAUUUCUUAAGGGGGUUUCAGCAGCUUAUACAGAAAGAUAGGAUAGAUAUGUUUAAUGAGCAUGAGCUUCAGCUUCUGAUAUCAGGUUCACUUGACAGCCUGGAUGUCGAUGACCUACGGAUGCACACAAACUAUGUGGGUGGCUAUCAUAGUGAGCAUUAUGUCAUUGACAUGUUCUGGGAAGUUCUGAAAAGUUUUUCAUUGGAAAAUCAGAAGAAAUUUCUAAAAUUUGUGACUGGGUGCUCUCGAGGACCUCUGCUUGGAUUCAAAUACUUGGAACCAUUAUUUUGCAUACAGAGGGCUGGUGGCAAUGGAGCUGAAGGAGCUCUUGACCGAUUACCGACUGCAGCCACUUGUAUGAAUCUCCUAAAGCUUCCACCAUAUAGAAGUAAGGAGCAACUGGAAUCAAAAUUGAUGUAUGCUAUAAGCGCAGAUGCCGGCUUUGAUUUGAGCUGAUCGAAACUGUGCAUUCUGGUUGUGCACCUAAUCCUCUGAUGCGUCAUUCUGUGGGGCGAACCAUCCGCCAGGGGCAGAGACAGUUCACAUCAUACCCUGUUUAUGUCCCUGCUUUUAACCCGAGCUGCGUAAUAACCCAAAGGACUUAAAAAGCCGAUAGAGCGAAGCUCAAAACUUGAUGGCAUGUAGAUAUUUGUAUUUCAGGCAAGCUCCCGAUUUGACAUGUAAAUAUGUGGGUGGUGAUCUGCCAAAGUUAUUACAACAGCUUUUGUUAAGUUUACAGAUUAUACAUACAGAUCUUGGCCAGUCCUGAAUGGCUUUCCUCCCCAUCGAUAGGCUUUUGUAUAAAUAGAAAGUGCUUUUAAUUCCUCUUGUUGAACAUGAUCAUUCAUCUGCAGAAAUAAUCAGAGCUGGGCUGUGUUGCUGCAUCCUGCCAUGAAGUCGUGUUUUGUAAGACGAGGAAUGUAAAAUUUUCUGAAGUUAUUUCCUUAGCACCA